Molecule: messenger RNA, 2388 nt
Organism: Anthonomus grandis grandis
Lineage: Eukaryota; Metazoa; Arthropoda; Insecta; Coleoptera; Curculionidae
Product: organic solute transporter alpha-like protein
Exons: 6
Coding region: 1289-2314 (341 amino acids)
Biological process (GO): transport
Molecular function (GO): transporter activity
Source: RefSeq, a predicted model, not a curated record
ACUUUGUAUGUAAAGAAAUCAUUUUUAAUGAUGGAGCCUUGAGUACUACAUGGAGUGCCUGUACUUGAUACCUAAGGAAGAGGUAAGCACGAAUUGCAAAUGAUUUUGGCAUCAAAUUGGAUGUAAAACAAGUAAAUGAUCGCAUCAACAAACGCGAAUUGGAGAACACAAUUGAUGAUGUGGAGAACCGGUACAUCAAGAUCUAAAUCAAUCGAACCCGUACACGUUUGAAAUUGAAGAUUUAAAGGAACUGAUGAGACCAGUCACGCCUUAGAAAAACAGUUCAAAGAACCGGGCUACAAAACCCAAAUUUUUCUAAAUGGGAAGUUUUACAACACAAGUUAAAGAGGUUUUUUUUUUGUUUAUAACUGAUUGAUAGCUUAAAUUAAAUGGACAUCUAAAGUGUGUUUAUAUGACAUAAUAUCGAAGAUCAGUUCAAUAACGCAAACCGCCUGACAAGUUUAUUAAACAUUGAAAAUAAAUAAAAACUAUAUUAAACAUCAAGCAUUUUAGAGCCCACAUUUAUAUGAAUUUUUCGUCUUAGAGUCGGUUUAUGAAUGCCUUCUUUAUAUUAUGACAUACCAUUAAGUAAUACCUUAUAUAUGUUAUGGUAAAUGUAAGUAAUCUAAUGGUUUCAACUACUAAGCUAGGAAAAUGGAAUGUUUUUCCUUGCCACCAAUCCAAUUCAUUCCAAGCCAAUAAAAAGGCUUAAUUUCAUUCAAAUUUAGGAUUUUGCGAUAUUGUUUUGUAGACGCAGAAUAAUCCUUUAAAAUUUGCAACAACUUUCCUAAAUCCUUGAAUUGAAACGUUCUAAGGUAUUGAGCUUUUUUCCACGUCUAGAGACUUGUUAGGCAUCAAUAAUUGGCAAUUUAUUUUAUUGCUAACGGUCGAAAAACAGGAUAAUGGAUGUUUCAAAAUGGAGAAUUCUUUAUAUUUAUUACAACGCCUCAAAUAGAGAUACUCUGAAUUUAAAGUUUUCUUAGGAACUUGUAACAAUUAGAAAGAAAAUUGUACCAAGUCUUUCUAAUCAUCCUACUAAUUGAUUUUCUUAAAUAUUGCAAUUUAAUCUUAGAACCUAGGUCAGUAAGAAUGGUAAUAAAUAGUUUUAUUGCAAAACGGGUUGAGAACAAUUUAUUUUCAUCGAUAGAAAAACAACGACACUUGAUAUUUGUGCUACAGCUGAAGUGGUUUGUUAUUAUUAAAUUUGUACUAACAUAACGGAAAAACCAAAUUCUGUUGAUUUUCUAAUGUCUAUUCAAUUUGGUAUAAUGUGGUGUAGCAAUUAAGAAUGACAGGGAUGGGGAAGGAAAAGACAAUUUUUAAAAUGUUGACCUAUGCGCUAAAUUGGAACUUGGGACUGUGUCAAAAAAAGUUGAUCUUGUAUGAAGCUACAGACAUUUACGGAAUCGCUCUAAUAUGCAUAGGAGCAUUGGCAUCGGUUAUUUCAAUAAUACUUUAUGUCGACACUCUAAUUACUGUAAUUCAUAGUGCUUCUUCUAAAGAGAAAGGAUGCACCGCAUUCAUUUUAUCAGUUUAUCCGGUGACAUGUCUGGUCAGCUACUUUGCAAUAAUAGUUCCAAGAUCUCACUUACUAUGCGAAGCACUCACACAAGGCAUGUUUAUGACUGGCAUGUAUCAGCUUUUCUGUCUUUUUGUUUCGUAUUGCGGAGGCGAUGCACAGCUGGUAAAACAGGUGAAACCUAACGAGUUGUCUAUGAAAGUUGGACCAUGUUGCUGCUGGCCAUGUUGCAGUUUAUUGCCUACAUUGAAAAUGGAAAAAAAAAUUGUAAAGUGCCUAAAGUUACUAGUUCUCCAGCUGCCUGUAGUACAAGGACUCGUUUAUUUUAUAAUAUUAGUCAUGUGGGCAGAAGCAGAAAGCUUGUACGAAAUAAAUUACCUCUAUCUCCAACCGAUAAUUAUAAUAUCGAUUAUAUUCGGAAUAUGGGGAAUGCUGAUGACCAUCAAUCUAUUGAAAACCACAUUGGAUUCAAGUUUUCUUCUUUUCCAUAAAUUUAUCGUACUUCAAAUGGUGCUUGUAUUGGCCAAAAUUCAAGGUAUUAUUGCUAGAAUGCUUGUGUGGUAUGACGUGUUUCCUUGUAAGCCACCAGUGACACCACAGGUCUAUGCUAAUUUGAUUCACAAUACACUUAUGAUCAUGGAAAUGGUGAUAUUGGGUUGCAUUGCCAGAAACUUGUAUAAACGGAAAGUUCCUGAAAUUUGCAAGAAAUCUAUUAACGGAGUAAUAAAUACUGUAUUUUCGGGUAGUCUUCCACAUGUUAACAAUAACAAUAACGAGCAUAAGGAAAGCAUGUGAUUUUUAAUGAAUUAUGUACAUAACUAUUUUGAAAAAUUUCAUUUAUAGCACUGAAUAAAUAAUUGUAUAUUUAA